AUGAAGAACCGGGAGAACGAUGUUCUUCCGUACGACAUGAUCGAAAUUAUUCUCCUUCAACUGCCCGUAAAAUCUCUCCUGAGGUUUAAGAGCGUCUCCAAAUCAUGGGAGGCCACAAUCUCCGACCGCAAAUUCGCUGCAAAUCAUCUCCGACAAUCAAAGAAGAAGAAUGACUCGUUCGACGACGGCCAAGAUGAUCUACUUUUGUGGGUCGGAAAAAGUAGCAUGGAUUUCCUCGUUUUUAAUCUCGAUCCGUCUAAGAAUUGUCGGUGGGAGAUGAAAUCUUUGAGUGUGUUGUGCUAUUGCGACGGUUUAGUACUAUUGCACCGGCAUCUUCCGUACGAUGGGUCCAUUUACAGGCUGUGGAAUCCGUCGAGCAAAUCUGAGGUAAAUAUCUCAUGCGACCCUCGAAUUCAUAGGGGCGGUGGUCAUGAUUAUGCUGACGUGGCUCAGGGGCUUUACUACGAUCAAUCGGUUGAGGAUUACAAGAUUGUAGUUACCGACAUGAAAAAUCGAUACUCGAUUUAUCGGAUGAGGAAAAAAUUGUGGUCCGACGAGAUGAAAGAGAUGGAGAUCGAUAUUCCGGGCGAAGUGGUAUGGUGCGAUAAGGGGUCAUCUUUCGAAGGUGAUACGUAUUGGGUUGUGAGAACUCGCGCGUCGGGAAAAGAAGAGAGUUUUUUGGUUUGUUUUGAUUCUAAACGAGAAAAGUUCGAAAAGUGGGGUAUGCCGAUUGGUGAUAACGACGAUUGCAAGUUUUAUCUGACUUAUUUGGGAAGUCGUUUGUGUUUGGCCUAUUCCAAGACUAAGAUGAACCAAUUAUGGUUUGUGAAACGAGUCGCUGGCGGCGGCAGUGGUAGUGGUGGUUCGUGGGUAGAGUUUGAGGAGGCUAUGCCAUUAUCAAGGAAUUAUAUCAAGCCUCUACGUUUGACAAACGAUAAGGAGAUAGCACGUGAAGAUGGUUGGAGGAAAUCGUAUACAAUGUACAAGUACAAUGUCGUUACGAAGACUUGUGCGGAAAUUCAUGUGACGACGACUCCAAAUGGUGGCUAUCCUCAGUCACCCUUGUAUCUUGAAAAUAUGUUUUUCAGCAGCACGAAGAGCAACGACGACGUGGAAGAAUCUACAAAUUAA
Molecule: messenger RNA, 1131 nt
Organism: Erythranthe guttata (spotted monkey flower)
Lineage: Eukaryota; Viridiplantae; Streptophyta; Magnoliopsida; Lamiales; Phrymaceae
Product: F-box/kelch-repeat protein At3g23880
Molecular function (GO): protein binding
Source: RefSeq, a predicted model, not a curated record